GCAGGGUUAGUAUAGACUUAGCAACAGAACAACAAAGUUCUCCAGAGAAAAUCAUUGCAGGAAUAUGCGAAAAUUCAAGCGAAAAGUCUAUCGCGAAUAUGAAAAAUUUGUGAGACCCAAGACCCAUGUGGAGCCGGAACCACCGAAGCCUAUCAAUUUAACCAUCGAGGAUUUCAAUGCGCGCGGUGAAAUUGCCAAUCCUCGUGCUCCUUGUGUGGUUACCACCAUCGAUCCCGAUUACAUAAAAGAUGCAAGUUUGCAGCGUCUGGCCAGGAAGUUUCGCAUGAAAACGGACAUUCUACUUCUGAGAGAGAUCACGCGCAACCGUUUCAUGUACUAUGCCACUCAAGAACUCUUCUUGGACAGAAAACGAGAGAAGGAGCACCAGGACAGUCUGUACGAGAAGGCUGAAAAGUUUCACAAGUUUGCAGAGGAUUCACUCAAAAAGUUGGAGGCGGAGGAGUUUAAGAAAAUGCUCGAAGCCCAGGAGAAACUAAAGGCACUGAAAGAGAGCAAGGUGGCAGAGGAGCUGAACGAGGUAAAAUUGGAGCACCAGCGCGUCUUGAUGGAAGUGCAGGAGGUCUACGGCCGCUUUCAGUAUCUGCUCAAGCUGAUAAGUUACUUUGACGACACCGUGGAGGAGGAAGGCGAGAGUAAUGGGCUCGUAAUGCCACCCGAAAUUGCAAACAUGGAGAUAACCGAAAGGCAUCCGGCGGGGUUGGAACAGGUGCGCCAAGUCCAGGCCUAUAUGGAGAAGGUAGUGCGACCAUAUCUAGCCAAAAGAAAUCACCUCAACGCAGAGAUCUGGAUUCGUGGCUACGAGAGGAACCGCAUGAAGGUUUCCAACUACAACAGGCGCUUCACACAUCUGGCCAUCCUGAACCAUAUAGUGGGUAUUCUCCACGACAGGUCCCAGAAGACGUACGAGCGACAAGUAAAAGCCAAUGUGUUCCUCAAGGAUCCGGCCUUCCUGCAGCGACGUGUGGCUGGUCUGCAGGAGCGCGCCAAGGCACUGCUGGAUGACUUCGAGCACAGCUACUGCAGGGACAAGCUGAACAUCAAGCUAAAGAGCAUUGUCCCUGUGAUCCUGAAGCAAAUCCAGAACAAAGUCCAGCCGGAGCAGAAGAAACAGGUGGCAGAGCUGCCGCCUAAGCCGGUGGCAAAGAAAUCAUCCAAGCAGUGGCGCACUCUGGAGGAUAUGCAAGCUCCACCACUGCCGCCCAAGUCCACUUACGAAGACGAGCAGGACACGACGCUGGCCAAGGUGGAGAAAAUACAAGCCCAUGUUCUGGAUCUCUUGGCCAAGUUGGAUCACAUAGAACCAAACAAGUUGCGCAGCGUGGAGCAGCAGGUACGUCGGCGCAUGGCUGCCGAGAAGGAGAUGUCGCGUCGGGCUUUGGUUAAACAGAACCGCCUGCACAACUGGAUGGCACAUUUCAAGAAGCACCAUCGGCUGCAGGUGGAGCAGCGAAAGAAGAACAGGGUCUAACUACCUAUUGAA
Messenger RNA from Drosophila serrata, 1501 nucleotides. RefSeq lists its product as uncharacterized. The record is from RefSeq and is a predicted model, not a curated record. Lineage: Eukaryota; Metazoa; Arthropoda; Insecta; Diptera; Drosophilidae.